This is a messenger RNA of Suillus clintonianus, 717 nucleotides long. RefSeq lists its product as uncharacterized. The record is from RefSeq and is a predicted model, not a curated record. The transcript is spliced from 5 exons. Bases 1 to 717 code for a protein of 238 amino acids. Lineage: Eukaryota; Fungi; Basidiomycota; Agaricomycetes; Boletales; Suillaceae.
AUGGGUAUGGGCGUUGGGAUAUCGCAGAUGGAGAACCAUGGAGCUCAAGAGAUGGGGGUCAGAAAGGAUGAUAGACAUGGGGAAUGCGCUGAGGAUGAUAUUGCGAAGCUGGAUGCAGCGCGGAGGGAUGACAUCGCAGAGACUAAAGUACUAGUAUUUGCUAAGGAACUCCGGGAAAUCAUGAAGGACGAAGAGGAAUCGGAGGGAGCCGCGAUACAGAUCACGAGAUGCGAGUUGGAGAUCAGCUUCUUUCAAGAAUGGAGCCAGAAACUUAAAGAGGGAGAGAAGGAGCUUGUGGGGCGCGAACCAGCCCCGACAGAAUUACAGCAGUUUCGGCAUGACUCGGAAGAGUCGUACCGCUAUAAACAUAUUUCGCAAUCUGCAUCGUACCGUCUUUUACCAUGCAUACCGCAUCUGCGUCCAUCGGUGUUGGAUGGCGUCCGUGCCGGGCUCCUGAGGUCAUCGCAGUGCGCCCGACUCGGAUGCUCGAAAUGGGUCUGGAGUUUGAGGCGGAGUACUAGUGGUCUGGAUCCGUUCCAAGCCGAGAAUACUCAGAGCCACGCUGAGCCGAGAUUGCAGAGCCAUACCAAGGAGAUAAUGCACAGAGCCACAAUUGACGAUUACGCCCAAAUGACCGCGAUGGGCGAUGUGCCUAUCGAUAGUGCGGAUCGAACAGAAAUACUUCCGAAGACUGAUGGAAGGGAUGCGAUGAUGUGA